AUGAGCAUAAGUGAGACACACUGGAUCGGUCAUGGUAAGUUGCAACUGCAAGAGGGAGAGACCAUAAUCUACUCGGGAAGAGAGGACAACAUUCAUAGGCAAGGGGUAGGUAUACUGAUGUCGAAGAACGCAAGCAGAGCAUUGAUAGACUGGAGCCCAAUCAGCGAAAGGAUUGUCCAAGCAAGGUUUUACUCCAAUCACAUUAAGUUGACACUAGUGCAUGUGUACGCACUUACGGAAGAUGCUGAGGAGCAGGUAAAGGAUGAGUUCUAUACGAGACUGCAGGAUGUGUUGAGUUCAUGCAAAACACAUGACAUGCUGGAUGUGACUGGGGACAUGAAUGCAAAGGUUGGUGAUAACAAGCAGAAUUACGAACGAGUGAUGGGUGAACAUGGCUUGGGGCAACGGAAUAAUAAUGGCGAAAGAUUAUGCGAGAUCUGCGACAUGAACGAGCUAAUGAUAACUGGUACGCUCUUCCCUCACAAAACGAUACAUAAAGCAACAUGGACAUCACCGGAUGGAGUGACCAGAAACCAUGUAGACUCGUUAGCAGGAAAUUUAGGAAUUCUGUGA
Paramuricea clavata is the source of this 573-nucleotide messenger RNA. The record is from the annotation of a GenBank genome assembly. Lineage: Eukaryota; Metazoa; Cnidaria; Anthozoa; Malacalcyonacea; Plexauridae.